Cuscuta epithymum is the source of this 941-nucleotide messenger RNA. The record is from the annotation of a GenBank genome assembly. NCBI's taxonomy places the organism in Eukaryota, Viridiplantae, Streptophyta, Magnoliopsida, Solanales, Convolvulaceae.
UCAACGAUCUUUUUCUCCCCUGCACAUCUUUCUCUCCCCUUGCGCAUCUUCUCCCCCAGCGCACGCACCUUCUUCUCCCUUCCUCUUCGCACUGGAAUAACCAACCAAAGCUUCGACCCUACUGUUGCUGACAUGAAGUCCUCUGCCACUGGCCACUGCCCAAUCGUACCCAUCGUCGCCGGAGACGCGAAGUCCGCCGCCGUCGCCGUCAUGACGUCGGAGAUCUUCUCUUCUUCGAAGGUAGCAGUGCGUGGUUGUUGAAAGCAACGAACCCAACUGUAGUAGUGAAAAAAAUGAGAUAAAGGCCGGUAUUGAGCAGCUCGAUCAUCAACCUUGACGUACCACGGAUGAUGCGCAAAACAUGAGGGCCGAUGGAAUAUGAAUCAAAAGUGUUGUUUGGGCAUAUGGACAAAGGAUGGUUCCAUUGUGCAUAUGUCUUUUUGCCAAAGAUCAUAGUUUUUAACCUUAUGGCAGGAAUACCCAAUACCUACAUACUCAGUGGCGGAACCAGCCCGGGGAUAUUGGAGGGGCACAUAUCGGGAAAGGAAAGGUCUUCGGCAAGACGGGCAACUUGCUACGACUCUAGAUUUCCGGUCUCCGGCAAGAUCGGCCGUCGCAAGAGGAAAUGCCGAAGAGGCUGCGACGCUAUGAGCCGUACGGAAGCGGCUGCGUUCGCCGUCUAAGCUGUUGUGCAUGGCUUGCUGCUAAACGGGGGUUUCCGAAAGGCGGGAAAGGGAGCCGAGCAGCUUUUUAUUUUUAUUUUCUUUUAUUUUUAUUUCAGUGGUUUGAGAACGGUAAUAAAUGUCGGGAAAAUAUGACAUGUAUAUUAUUAAUAGAGUUCCCCUUGAUAAAACUAUAACUAGUUAUGUAUUUUGAACAAAAAUAUGACUCGUCACUAUGUACGAGUAAUUGAACAAGAGUCAUUAUAGCGCAUUUCAAAG